Messenger RNA from Agrilus planipennis (emerald ash borer), 7754 nucleotides. RefSeq names its product fatty acid synthase (gene FASN1). NCBI's taxonomy places the organism in Eukaryota, Metazoa, Arthropoda, Insecta, Coleoptera, Buprestidae. Gene Ontology annotation, molecular function: 3-oxoacyl-[acyl-carrier-protein] synthase activity; phosphopantetheine binding; oxidoreductase activity. The record is from RefSeq and is a predicted model, not a curated record. The coding region runs from base 225 to 7388 and encodes 2387 amino acids. Gene Ontology annotation, biological process: fatty acid biosynthetic process. The transcript is spliced from 9 exons.
AAAAAACGGCAUGGCUCAGUGCGCGACCGAACACGCUGUAGAGUGCGAUCAUUAAAUCUCGAUGCAUGUAUCGUCAUUAUUUAUUAACAUACUAGCAAGAACAAGUGUGAACGAUUGAUUGUUCUAUUUGAAUAUCCGAUCAAUUACUGUGUGAUAUUAUUUCUAUUGUAUUUAUUAGUUUUUUCUCAUUCCUGCCAAUAAGGAUUAUCUGAAUACAGCAUAAAAUGCCAGCCCGAGUUCCAGAAACGCACACGAACGGACCGUUUAACGUCAAAGAAGAAAUCGUCAUUUCCGGAAUAUCUGGUCGCCUACCAGAGAGCAACAGCAUCGAAGAGUUCAAGCAACAGCUUUUCGAUGGAGUUGAUCUCGUCACAGACGAUGAAAGGCGAUGGCCUUCUGGAUUAUACGGUUUGCCUACCCGUACCGGUAAACUCAAAGAUCUCUCGCAUUUUGACGCCACUUUCUUCGGCGUGCAUGCCAAACAAGCACACGUUAUGGACCCACAACUUCGUCUUCUUUUGGAAUUGACUUACGAAGCCAUCGUGGACGCUGGAUAUAAUCCAGCUGACCUAAAAGGCACAAAAACCGGCGUCUUUGUCGGUGUAUCGGACAGUGAAUCUGACGAAUACUGGACGGCAGAUCCAGAUAAAGUAAACGGCUAUGGAUUAACAGGCUGUUGCAGAGCAAUGUUCCCUAACCGAAUUUCAUACACUUUCGACUUCAACGGUCCCAGUUAUGCCAUCGAUACCGCCUGCUCGAGUAGUUUAUUCGCAUUCCAACAAGCCGUAAAUGCCAUUCAGACUGGACAGUGCGAUUCUGCCAUUGUAGGAGGGUGCAAUCUCCUCUUGAAACCCACGUCUUCUCUUCAAUUUCACAGACUGAGUAUGUUAAGUCCCGACGGAAUGUGCAAGGCUUUCGACAGUUCCGGAAAUGGAUACGUCAGAGCUGAAGCAGUAGUUGUAUGUUUAUUGCAGAAAGCAAGCGCUGCUAGGAGGCUGUACGCAAGCGUUUUGGGGGCUAGAACUAACACAGACGGAAACAAAGAACAGGGCAUAACAUUCCCUUCAGGUCAAAUGCAAAACAAACUUAUCAGAGAAGUGUACCAGGAAGCUGGUGUAAAUCCUGCCGAUGUUGUUUACGUUGAGGCUCACGGUACCGGAACUAAAGUAGGAGAUCCACAAGAAGUAAACUCGAUCGCAGAUUUUUUCUGUCAAAACAGAAAGACUCCGCUCCUAAUCGGUUCGGUCAAAAGCAAUAUGGGACACUCUGAACCCGCAUCCGGCCUGUGUUCACUCGCCAAAGUAGUGAUAGCAAUGGAGUCGGGAGUAAUUCCCGGAAAUCUUCACUUUAAAAGUCCAAACACAGACAUACCCGCUCUCUCAGAUGGCAGACUGAAAGUAGUAUCAAAGAAUGAACCGUGGAAUGGAGGUCUCGUCGCCGUCAAUUCAUUCGGUUUCGGUGGAGCAAAUGCACACAUCUUGCUUAAAUCGAAUCCCAAACCCAAAACAUCCUGGCCGCCAAGUUCCUUACCCCGACUAGUUGCCGUAUCAGGAAGAACCGAAGAAGCUGUGACAUCCUUGUUAGAUAGGUUGGAACAAAAUAAAAACGAUGAAGAAUUCGUAGCUUUAAUAGAUGAAAUUCACUCGAAAUCCAUUGCCGGACACAGUUACCGCGGCUACAAAAUAUUGGGACAAGACAACACCCAAGAAGUGACUCAAAUAGUUUCCGAUAAGAGACCAAUUGCAUUUGUAUUUUCCGGAAUGGGCUCGCAGUGGCCUGGAAUGGCAAAAGACCUAAUGCAGAUAGAAGUAUUUAAAAAUUCGAUUAGCAGGUGUUCCGAAGCGCUCAAACCACAUGGAGUCAACUUAGAAAACAUUAUUAUUAACGGAACUGAAGAAACAUUCGACAACGUGCUGAACUCUUUCAUUUCAAUUGCUGCCGUACAAGUUGCACUAACAGAUACCCUCAAGGAGGUCGGAAUAGAACCAGAUGUUAUCGUUGGUCAUUCUGUGGGAGAAGUUGGAUGCGCUUAUGCUGAUGGGACUCUCACAGCUGAGCAAGCCAUUUUGGCUGCUUACUCUAGAGGACGUGCAAUCCUCGAAAGUAAACUGGCCCCUGGUGCCAUGGCUGCAGUGGGCCUUUCAUGGGAAGAAUGCAAAGCCAAAUGCCCUCCUGACGUGUUUCCGGCAUGCCACAAUAGCAAAGACAGUGUAACGAUUUCAGGACCACCAGCUUCAAUAAACAAAUUCGUUGAAAAGUUGUCUUCCGAAGAUAUAUUUGCUAAGGCUGUUAAGAGCUCUGGAACUGCCUUUCACAGCAAAUAUAUUGCGGAUGCCGGUCCGAAAUUGAGAAAAGCUCUCGAUGAAAUCAUUCCGAACCCUAAACCAAGAACAAAGAGAUGGAUUUCGUCUUCCAUCCCCGAAAACGCUUGGUCAACGCCUUUGGCACAAUUCAGUUCUCCAGCUUACCACGUGAACAACCUACUAUCACCGGUGCUUUUCCACGAAGCUAUUCAACACGUUCCAUCAGACGCUAUUGCCAUUGAAGUUGCUCCUCAUGCAUUACUUCAAGCGAUCCUGAAAAGAGCUCUUGGACCUGAUGUUACCAACAUUGGCUUGGUAAAAAGAGGCCACGAAAAUAAUGCAAAUUUCCUGCUUUCUAAUAUUGGAAAAAUUUACAACGCUGGCGCACAACCUCAAAUUGGUAAUUUGUACCAUCCGGUUUCAUUCCCGGUCGGCCGUGGAACACCAAUGUUAAACUCAGCUGUUGGCUGGGAUCACUCAAUUGAAUGGUCAGUGGCAAAUUUCUCAGGAAAAGGAUCAAGAUCGGGUGAAUUGGUUGUUGAAGUCGAUCUUAGCAAAGAAACCGAUAAGUAUCUCUCUGGACACGCUAUAGAUGGACGUGUGCUGUUCCCAGCAACAGGUUACUUGACAUUGGCGUGGAAAACAUACGCUAAACUUCGUAAUGAAGAUUUUGAACAAACUCCUGUAAUCAUUGAAGACGUUCAAUUCCAUCGUGCUACGAUUAUGCCCAAGGAGGGUUCCGUUAAGUUCCUUAUUAACAUUUUUGAAGGCAGCGGUGAGUUUGAAAUUUGCGAGGGCGGUUCUGUAGCAGUAUCUGGUAAAAUCAGAGUCCCAGAUGAUGUCAGCAAGGAAGUAUUAAAUCUUCCAAAGUUAGAAGCCAAACAAGAUAAAGACGUUUUUUCGUUGACGACGCCCGAUAUUUACAAAGAAUUGAGACUUAGAGGCUACGACUACGAAGGAGUUUUCCGCGGAAUUGCGGAGUCCGACAACUAUGGUCUUAACGGAAAACUCAAAUGGGAAAAUAACUGGAUCAGUUUCGUAGACACCAUGUUACAAUUUUCAAUUCUUGGUCAAAAUACGCGGGAACUGUACCUUCCUACCCGCUUGCAACGCGCGGUUAUCAAUCCCAAAGAACACGUACAACUUGUUAGUCAGUUACCCGAAGGCGAAAAUAUUGAGGUAAGCAUGUACAGAAAUAUUGGAGUUAUUAAAUCGGGAGGAAUAGAGUUAAGAGGUAUGAAAGCUAGCUUGGCACCUAGACGACAACAAACACAAGCUGCACCAAAACUAGAAAAAUACCAAUUUGUACCAUUUGAGAACAACCAACAACUCUCAGAAAGUCAAGACAAAUCAAAAACGGAGGCACUCACAGUUCUUUCACAAUUGGUUUUGGAAAAUAGCGGUGGAGCUCUCAAACUUAAAGUGGCAGAAGUUGCCGGAGUGAAACCUGCAGAAGCCCUUUUGGCCAAUGAAAUCAAAGAUAUUUUAGAAUCGGAACCGAUGCUUUCGGUAGAUUACGCUGCCAUCGUGUCAUCUGAACCAGACUCAUACACCUCUUAUUUGGAGCCUAAAGGAAUUACGACUGUUCAGAAGGAUGUUAAUAACGGACCGUUCGAUCAGAAUCUUCAUCUUGUUGUUCUUAGCAAUGUUUUGUCGCAAAGCCCUAAUAUCGUCCAGAACGCACUAGGAUCUUUGAAACAAGGAGGAUUCGUUUUAUUAGAAGAAUCAGCAAGUGCAGUUAAUAAUAAAUCGGUUUCUGCUCUUGGAGCUGACGUUGUUGCAAGUCAAGUUGUGGGCACCAGAAAAUAUGUGUUACUUCGUAGACCAACAACAGUAUCUAGUCAAAAUAUAGUAAUAAACAUUACCGAGAAAAACUUUUCUUGGGUAGAACCUGUAAAGCAAGCUUUGAAACAAAGCGAAACUGAAGGAACUAAAGUUUAUUUAGUCACCCAAGGUGAAGAACUAACCGGUCUAGUUGGAUUUGUUAACUGUAUAAAGCAAGAACCAGGUGGUGUCAAUCUACGAGCUGUUUUUAUCCAAGAUAAGAGUGCUCCUAAAUUUUCUUUCACUUCCCCGAUUUAUGCCCAACAGCUUACAAGAGAUUUAGUACACAACGUUCUUAAAAGGGGCGUCUGGGGAUCGUAUCGUCAUAUACUUUUGGAUCAGGUCAAUGAUAGUGGUAAAUUACAAGUUGAACAUGCAUACAUAAAUACUUUGACAAGAGGCGAUUUGGCAAGUCUUAAAUGGAUAGAAGGACCAUUAUCAUAUUACAAAGGUGAAGAUCUUAACUCGGAAUUAUGUUCAGUUUAUUACGCUCCUCUUAAUUUCCGUGAUAUUAUGUUGGCAACUGGUAAACUUCCUCCAGAUGCACUUCCAGGCGAUCUUGCUGGUCAAGAUUGUAUUUUGGGUCUUGAAUUUUCUGGUCGCGAUAGUAAAGGUCGACGCGUGAUGGGAAUGGUAGAAGCUCGUAGUUUAGCAACGACAGUACUUGCUGAUCCCGGAUUCUUAUGGGAAGUUCCCGACAAAUGGAGCCUUGAAGAAGCAUCCACAAUUCCUGUUGUAUACGGAACUAGUUACUACGCUUUGGUGGUACGAGGUCAGAUGCGUCCGGGAGAGUCUGUACUUAUUCACGCUGGAACCGGUGGUGUAGGUCAAGCUUCUAUUUCUAUUGCUCUUCAUAUGGGCUGUGAAGUAUUUACUACUGUUAGCAGUCAAGUGAAACGAGAUUUUCUAAAGAAAACUUUUCCUCAAUUGGACGAUAGUCACAUUGGAAAUUCUAGAGACACUAGUUUUGAACAAUUAAUCUUGAAACAAACCAACGGAAGGGGUGUUGAUUUGGUUUUAAAUUCGCUGGCAGGAGACCAGUUACAAGCAUCGGUUCGCUGUCUAGCUAACGGUGGGAGAUUCCUUGAAAUAGGAAAAGUGGAUCUCUCGAGCAAUUCGCCGUUAGGAAUGAGUGUAUUCCUGAAAAACACCACAUUCCAUGGCAUUCUUCUUGAUGCUUUAUUCGGAACAAAUAACCCGCAAAAAAGAGAAGUCUUCAGGUUGGUAAGCGAAGGUAUUAAGAGCGGGGCCGUUAAACCUCUACCAAACACGGUGUUCAACGAAAAUCAAGUUGAACAAGCAUUUAGGUAUAUGGCUACGGGUCGACACAUCGGUAAAGUUUUGUUGAAGAUUCGUGAAGAAGAAAAUCGUAAGACGCAAAAACCAACGCCAAAAACGGUGACUGCGAUUCCACGUACCUACAUGGACCCGGACAAAACCUACGUAUUAGUAGGAGGUCUUGGUGGUUUUGGUUUGGAAUUAACUAACUGGUUAAUAUUCAGAGGUGCUAAAAAAAUUGUCCUCACGUCUAGAAGCGGAAUCAAAACCGGCUACCAGUCCCUAUGCAUUAGACGCUGGCGGGAGAAGGGUGUAGUAGUAUACGUAUCAACUGCCGAUUCAACAACCGAAAAAGGAGCCAUUCAACUUCUUCAAGAAGCAAAUUCACUCGGCCCGGUAGGCGGAAUAUUUAAUCUUGCGGCCGUAUUACGAGAUGCAAUGAUGGAAAACCAAACUGAAAAAGAUUUCGGCAUUGUUGCAAAACCCAAAGUCGAUGCAACUAAACAACUUGAUGUCGUUUCAAGAAAAUUAGCGCCACAACUCGACUACUUUGUCAUUUUCUCAUCGGUCUCUUGUGGACGCGGUAACGCCGGUCAGGCAAAUUACGGUUUCGCAAACUCGGCAAUGGAACGUAUUUGCGAAGCUCGUCAAGCAGCCGGAUUACCAGGCACUGCUAUUCAAUGGGGCGCCAUCGGUGAUGUGGGCCUUAUACUUGAAACAAUGGGCGGAAAUGAUACAGAAGUUGGCGGAACUCUACCACAACGUAUGUCCUCGUGCUUAGCGACCAUGGAUGUAUUUCUUCAACAACCUAACCCUGUGGUCGCUAGUAUGGUGCUUGCCGAAAAGCGGAAGAGCUCAGCGGGAAGCCAAGUGAAAUUAACAGACGCUGUGGCCAACAUUUUAGGAAUUAAAGAUGCCAAGACCGUUGCACCAAAUGCGUCCCUGGCCGAUUUAGGGAUGGACUCUCUGAUGGGUGCCGAAAUAAAACAAACGUUAGAACGCAACUACGACUUGGUGUUAAGCGCGCAAGAAAUUCGUGGUCUCACAUUUGGAAGCCUUGUAAAACUGGAAAGUGGUGGGGGAAGUGGAGAAGCUGCACCAGCACAAAGUAACACGGUCAAAGCCGUUGUUGAUGACAAACAGGUUCAAUUUGAACCAUCUUCAGAACUUAUGCCUACAAAAACGAUCAUACAAAUGGAAAGCAGAAGCACUGACAGCAAAAAGAACCCUGUAUUUGUUAUACAUCCUGUCGAAGGUGUCGUAACAACCUUAACGACAUUCGCCAAACUGUUAGACGUGCCAGUUUACGGAGUACAGUGCACAAAAUCGGCACCUCUAAAAUCCAUCAGCGAUCUCGCCAAGUAUUACAUUUCCGAAAUCAAAAAUGUACAAAGCAAAGGACCCUACACACUUAUCGGUUACUCUUAUGGAGCUUGCGUUUCUUUCGAAAUGGGCAUUCAAUUGGAAGCUGCAGGAGAAAAGGUUCGAAUUCUGUUCAUUGAUGGAUCACAUUCUUACGUUGCAACACAUACUGGAAAAGUUAGGAACCAAAUCAAAGGAAAUACUGCCGCCGAACAAACUGAAGCGCUUCUUUACUUCACAAUUCAAUUCAAAGAUGUUGACCAACAAAAGGUAACAUCAGAUUUGAAAGCAUUAAAAUCCUUAGACGAAAGAAUAGAAUACAUAGCAAACAUCCUAGAGAACAUCUAUCCUAAGCAGCAAAUCAAGGAUGCUGCAAGAAGCUUCUACUACAAACUUAGUGCUGCUGAUAUUUACUCACCAAGUGCUAAAUUCGGUGGAGAAGUUGCCCUUAUUAAAGCUACAGACAAUUACGUAUCGAUGGGUGAAGAUUAUGGAUUGAGUUCGGUCUGCAAACAGAAGGUACAGGUUCUCCCAUUAGAUGGUAAUCAUAGGUCAAUUUUGUUAGGACAAACGGUUGAAAAAAUUGCCACAAUUGCUAAUACUUUAGCAAGUAAAUCGUAACUUUUACCUUUGACUUUCGUUCUUCUUGUUCAUGACAUCACUUAAAAACAUGACUGCACUAGAGAAUUAAUUAAUUACGUUAUUGUUGAUGAUAUUUAAUAGAAUCUGCAUCUAAUUUAAUAUUAGACGUAAUAUUAAAUAGGCACUUAUUUAAUUUAUGUAAAUAGUUAGGUUUAAAAGUUGUUGGACAACUUUGUAUAUUAUGAUAAAAUUUAUUUCUUUUUUGUUGAAAAUUUAUUGUCGAGUAAUUACGAAAAAAAAAAAAUGCGAGCUAUGAGACUAUUAAGUUUUUGUUUUGGUUAGUUUGAGACCAAAGACUUCGGUGAUUUUAAUACAUUUUAUAUAGGUAUAAAUAAUAAAUAAUAA